Molecule: messenger RNA, 465 nt
Organism: Camelus dromedarius (Arabian camel)
Lineage: Eukaryota; Metazoa; Chordata; Mammalia; Artiodactyla; Camelidae
Product: large ribosomal subunit protein eL21-like
Biological process (GO): translation
Cellular component (GO): cytosolic large ribosomal subunit; ribosome
Molecular function (GO): structural constituent of ribosome
Source: RefSeq, a predicted model, not a curated record
AUGACUAACCCAAAGAGAAAGAGGAGAGGCACCUGCUAUAUGUUUUCUAGGCCUUUUAGAAAACAUGGAGGUGUUCUUUUGGCAACAUACACGCAAACCUACAAGAAAGGUGAUUCUGUAGACCUCAAGGCUGGGCACUGCUCAAAAGGAAUAACCAACAAAUGUUACCAGGGCAAAACCGGAAGAGUCCAGAGUAUACUUAGCAGACUUGUUGGCAUCACUGUAAACAAACACGUUAAGGGCAAGAUUCUUGCCAAGGGGACUGAUGCUCAUACAAUCUAUAGCAGCAGAAAUAGCUUCCUGAAACUUGUGAAGGAAAAUGAUCUAAAGAAGGAAGCCUAAGAGAAAGGGACCUGGGUUCACCUGAAGCCCCAGCCUGCUCCCCGCAGAGAAGCACACUUUGUGAGAACCAGUGGAAAGGAGCCUGAGCUGCUGGAAUCUGUUCCUUAUGAAUUCCUGGCAUAA